Molecule: messenger RNA, 498 nt
Organism: Ornithodoros turicata
Lineage: Eukaryota; Metazoa; Arthropoda; Arachnida; Ixodida; Argasidae
Product: cyclin-dependent kinase inhibitor 1-like
Exons: 2
Coding region: 1-498 (165 amino acids)
Biological process (GO): regulation of cell cycle
Cellular component (GO): nucleus
Molecular function (GO): cyclin-dependent protein serine/threonine kinase inhibitor activity
Source: RefSeq, a predicted model, not a curated record
AUGCCAGCCGCAGUGACCAUGAGUAUUAAUCUGAGUCAGAUGGUGAUGUCAAGAACUCUCUUCCUUCGUCCCUCUGGAGGUGCAUCGAGACCCGUUUCAUCGGCGAAGCGUUGUUUGUUUGAAGUGGAUCACGAAAAGAACCGACAGGACCUGGAUGCUGAAAUGCGCAUCCAAGAAGAGAAGUUCAAGGAGAAAUACAACUUCGAUCCCCGUACGGAUACCCCGUUACAUGGACGGUUUGAGUGGGUUAAGGUAGAGGAGCCCAGCGUUGCAAUUGAAGAGGCUACUGAAACCAGGUCGACGACUUCAGAUGAACCGGUGAAAAAUAAUGAUGUGCCCGUACAGGCGUUAACUGAAUCCAAGAUUCCUUCCCAAACAGCGACGCAGACUUCGAUAACAAAUUACUUUCCGCUCCGCAAGCGUCGAGCAGAGUGCAAGGCCCCGACUUCGGACACGUGCAAGAUUCGUCGCUCUUCAGCCGCCGAAACAGGACACUAA